GGUAACACCCAUUUUCAGAUGCGCUCUCUAAUUUUCACUUUGAUGCUCUCAAAUAGACGAGCAUAUAAUUACCCUCAGCUAUUCGUUCUUUCAUAUCCUGCUUUUUUUGUUACUUUUUUAUACGUCUAUAACUAUGUCUUCUGCAACAUCCUCUGUUACAGCUGCUCAGUUGAUAGAUCAGAUUCUGAGCACAGACACAAGCACGCCACACUAUCUCCAACAAUUAGUCAAAAAUAUUGAUACUCUUCUCGAUCAUUACACCACCAAGGGAAAACAAAGAACAACUUCUGAGAAGAUGGAUUCCGUGAGAGCUCGGCUACCCUCUGCAUCAGACGUUGCUGAUUUUUCAGAAGAAGUGUCAGAAAAUGUCAGGCUAAUUUCCGAUCAGAUAUCAAAGUCCACUGGUGAUAAACAUGGUACAGCAAUAUCAGUGUUAAAUGCCCUUGGAAAUGUUCAUUGGGUCGGAGUGGGAUUUUUACUGGUGGCUGCAGUUAUUGAAACGCUGGACAAAAUAAAAGAGAACAAAAAGGAGUGCUUAAAACUUCUGAAAUCCACGAACGAUUUGGCCAAACUAAUACUGCAGCUUCAGCGUUUUGCUCAUUUGAAGGAAGAGAUGCAGGACAAAAUGAAGGAGUCCAUACAACUAAUUGUGGAUGGGGCAAUCUUAUGUUGUGUACAGAAGAAAAGGAAACUUCUACGAAGACUCUGGAUCGCUGGAAGGGAUGGAGAGCAACUUGAAAAGCUUCAAAGUCAAGUGGAUGAAAUGGGCAGGAUGCUCCAUUCGCAAAUAAGCCUCUCUACAUUAGAUGUUGUGCACAGCAAUGUAGUAUGCAGCCAACCACCGAUUCCAUCCCAUAAUUCUGGAGUUGUAGGCAUAGAUCACAAGAUUACUGAAGUGAUUCCACUCCUUGAGUGGGAUAAUGACAAUCUAGUUGUGGCUGUCAUUGUACACGGCAUUGGAGGAGCCGGUAAAACCACGUUGGCAAAUGAAGUGUUUGCAUCUUUGAAUCUGAAGGGCUGGAAAUAUUCAAAAGUCACUCUCGUAAAAAAUUUGGAAUUAAAUCCUGACAUAGAGGAAAUACAAUCUCAGAUUUUAAGCGACUUGACUGGGAUAAAACAUGAUACUGUAAGAGACUUUCAGGAGGGACAACAAGAGCUGAAAUCGAUAAUGGAGAAAGAAGUUGUUUUCAUAUACAUUGACAACAUAUUAAGGAGACAACACCUGGAAGAUCUUCUACCCAAGCUGAUCGACAGUCCAAAAAAAGUGAGGAUUCUUGUAACAGCAAGAAAAACAAAUAUCUAUGCAGUGUUUGAAAGCUGCAGAUUUAAACCCUGUAAAUUAUAUUCCAUUGAUUCCCUCUCUGUUGAGGCAGCCCUUGAAGUACUGUGCAGGAAAAUUGAUAGUGAAAGAAAUAUAGACACCAUGGUCAAAGAAAGGCCUCUGGCAAAGAAGAUAGCGGAAAAAUGCAGUUGCUGUCCUCUGUUUUUGGAAGUGGUGGGAGCCUAUCUCCAUAAAAGAAAUAACAAAGUUGAAGCUUAUGUAAAAGUUGUUGGCUGGCUAAGUGAUGGACGCGAUUUCAGCUGUGACAAGGAAGAUGGUUUUGAGGAAUCUAGAAUUCUGUUUGCUUACCAUGAACUUACACCCAGUGCUCAGGAGGCGUUCCUCGACAUCUGCUCAUUCUUCUAUGGUUGGGAGUGGAAUGAAGUUGCCUGCAUUGUGGGAGAGGAAGAACUGGAUUGUCUAGUAGAGGGUGCCCUUGUGAAAAGAAAACAGUAUUAUUAUGAUGAAUCAAUAGUAGAGAGUAUAAGCAUUCAUGAUCUUAUAUUGAGAGCAGGUCGUAAUAAAUCAAAAGGCAAUCGAUUCACAAGUGUGGAUGAUUUUACUAUCGCCAUGGAGAAUGAAAAGGAUCUCGACCAAAUAAAAGGGGUUUGGCUAAAAGACAACUAUAAGCCUUUUCAUUUAUCUGCAAAGUAUUAGACGCUAUGAGCUGGUCUCUCCGAGUAUUUGCUAUGGGAAACAACACAAUUGUUAGCGGAGAAUGCAGUAAACGAUUUGAUGAGCUGAGGUUCCUACAAGCGGAAUGGGUGCUAAAUUUUGCUAUUGAUAUAUCGAAGCUUAGAAACUUAAGCUUCUUAGAUUUUUCUUUCAAGGAAAAUGAAAUUUGGAAUAUGUCCGAGGCAAGUUGCCAUCUCGUCAAUUUUUUUUUUAGCAAAUAUUAAAAAAAAUGUUUAAAAAUGGUGGUGUGUUUCUUUCUAAUGUUGUUCAUUAGCUCUCUUUGGUUGCAGAAUUUAUCUAGUCUGCAAGUACUCAAACUUAAUAGGAGUGAGCGAAAUGAUGGGGCCAAUUUACAUGCAGCUAUGGAAUUCGGGCAUCUUAUUAAAUUAAAACAUUUGCACUUGAGAGGAUUUCAAAUUAAAGAAGUCUCAAAUUUUGUGAAGGUAUAUAGUCUGCAGAAGCUAAGAUUGUCAAAAAUACAAGGUCUGAAGGAACUUCCAUGGACAAUUGGGAAGCUCCGAUCACUUAAAGAGUUGUAUUUAGGCAGCUGUGAUGACCUAAUGCGGCUAAGAGAAGGAUUUGGCGAACUAAGCUCCCUUUCUGUGGUUGGUUUGAGUGGUUGCAAAAGUUUGCAAGAGCUCCCAUGUGAUUUCAAGAAGCUAUUGUCAUUACAGUUACUGAACUUGUCCAAUUGCCCUAAUCUCCAUCGGCUACCAGAGGGGCUUGAAAACCUUCCAUCCUUAAAAUUCAUAGAUGUUAGGGGUUGUAGUAAGUUGACUAGUCUUCCACACAGGGUUUGCGAGUUGUCUUUCUGGAAGAGUAGAAUAUCAUUUUCUGGGUGUUCAAGUUUGAUCGAUCUGCCAGAAGAAAUUUGCAAAUUCACAACGUUGACAAGUAUAUCAUUGGAGCGCUGUAGGAGCUUAAAGGUGCUUCCCAUCGGCUUCGGUCAACUCAGUUGCCUAGAAGAACUAGUCUUAGAUGAAUGUGAAUGUUUGCAAGAAUUGUGCGAUGACUUUCAUUGCUUGGCAAGUUUAAGAGGAUUAAGAAUGUGUGGAUGCAAAAGCUUAUCAAGGCUACCAGAAGGUUUCGGUAAACUUAGCUGUUUGGAAAGGUUAGAAUUAUCAGGUUGUGAUAAUAUACAGGAAUUGUGCAAUGAGUUUGGAAGCCUUGGGGCAUUGGAAGUUUUGAAAUUGUCCAGAUGCAAAACCCUGUCCAAACUUCCUGAUUGUUUCGGUCAGCUUGGACGCUUAAAAAGUUUGGAUUUAUCUAUUUGCUCUAAAUUGGAGGAGCUUUCUAGUAAUUUUCAUUGCCUGACAUCAUUAAUAGAAUUAGACCUGUCAAAUUGUGAGAGCCUGCGUGAAAAAUGGAUGGACAAAGUGGGCUCUGUUCAGAGCUUGUGGCGCCUAAGUAUUUCACGAAGUGAAAAGUUAAUUGAGCGGUGGAUGGAAAUGCAAAGGGAGAAAGAAGAUUGGCAUUUCGUGGUGCUAACAGACUCCUCUUGGGAGGUAAUGAAGUUUUUAAUAUGAAUUCAUUGUUCUUUCAAUCCAGCUAAAAACUAAUUGAGAUAGUAGAAACAGAAUAUAAUAUUCAGGAUAAUAAAUACAGCUUAAACCAUUGCAAAAAUAAAUACUAAACAAUUGCUUAACUGGAACUGUAAUGCUAUACAACAAAACUGUAUAAAUACAGCAAAACUUUACUAUCAGUAUAUGUAGAAAAUACCGUGUUGAUUUUGUAAAUUCUCUCGAUACAAAAGAUACUUAUGAGUCAUGUUGCACGGCGUUUUCAGGACUGGAUAAAAUCCAGGGGUAUCUUUUGAAAACGGAUAUAUAUUUCAAAUUUCUACACAGUUUGACAACAACUAUAUAACAUAACAAUGUUAGAUUAUGUUCGAUGAUGUCUGCAGAAGUCUGCAUGUCAACCACAUUCUAAAAAAAAUUGUUUAUUACACUUCUCACACAAUACCACACUGUACCUUCAAUCAACCAUAUCAAAAUUUUUGAAAUUGAAGCUCUUUUGAACAAAGAAAUCAGAAAUCCAAAUUAUCUUUGUUAAUGUUAGUGAUUAUAUAACUAAUAUGAUCAUUAACUAUAAAUCUGAAUCGUGUUAUAUUUAUUGCUGUUAUACUGCUGUGAUAUAUAUUUAUUGCUGUUAUACUGCUGUGUUAUAUCAUCAUUAACUAUGUCAAGGGAUGUCUGAGAUGUCCCCAGCCAUGUCGGUGACUAUCAAGCAUCCCCUAUGCGUUUCUUGCCAUCUCUUAUUUUAAGGACGCGUGUCAGGACGUUUCUAGAUUUUCUCAAUUGAAGGGGUUAGCCUAGGGACGUCCCCUAAUGUCCUGCCAUCUCCCAAAUGCUUCAAGAAACAAAGGCGGGGUUUGAGGAUUAGGGAUACAUCCUUGUGUAGCACAGGUUAUAAGCAAAUCUUUUAUAACUUCCAUGGAGUCAACCAUGAUUUUAAGUUUCUGACCUUAUAGAAAAAGAUAGAGACACCAUUCUUAGCUGUGAAAUGUGCAUAACUCUUCCAUGGAGUCAACUGGAGUAUACUGUAGCAGCGACAUUUCAUGCCGGUGAGGCACUUGCAGGAUCUGUGCAAGCAGGCAAAAGCUUUUGAAGCAACGAUUCUCUACGGCCUGCCCGGAAUCGACCCUCAAAGAUCCUGCCCUGCUUCGUCACAAUCAAACCCUAGGUUACAAGAAGGGUUGUGCUUUUAAAGGGAGAAUGGAGAGUUAAAGAUGGAUUUUUAUGUACAUAUAUAAAUGUAAAAUGCUUUUAAUAAUUAUUUAAUUUAAUGAUCAAACUAUUAAUAAUAAUUUUAAAUAUGAAUUCCAUAUUUCGAGCCUUAGAGAAGAGAGAGACACACCAAAUCUGCACAACUCUUCCAUGGAGCCAACUGCAGUGUGCUGCAGCAAGAAGAUUACAUGCCGGUGAGGCACUUGCAGGCAGGAUCUGUGCAGGGAAAAGAUUUUGAGGCAACGAUUCUCUACGGCCUGCCUGGAAUCGACCCUUGAAGAUCCUGCCCUGCUGCGUCAAUUUCAAACCCUAGGUUGCCAAAAGGAUCGUGAUUUAAAAGGGAAAAUAGAGAGUUAAAAGACGGAUUGUUGUGUACAUAUACAAUUGUAAAAUGUUUCUGAUAUUAAUAGUUCUUAAUUUAAUGAUCAAACAUUUGUAAUAAUUUAAAAUAUUAAUUUCAUUUUUAUCCUCAAAACUAUUUUUUAACUGUUAAUCUGAGUAUAUUUACAGAGUCACAAACUAACUCCUAAAACAGCACCAAAAAGCGGUCUGCUAAAAGAGUUAGAAAGGCAUAGUUGAAACUCUAGAAACAGCAAUUAACAAUGCGCUAACAUAGCAUCAUCCAAUAGGUAAGAGAGUUGAUUUAUCUCCAAUUCAUACUUAAUCAUAGAUAAUGAAUCUAAUGUGUUUCCCUUGCAACGAACGAAAUAUUUGAUUUUCCCGUUGCUUGUAUUGCAAUACUGGACACACGACGGGGACGGAAUGCUUUGUUGUUGAAAGUAAUGAUAUCAAAGAUGUUUGACGAAGAAGGUCUACUGAUUGACAUCCAUGAACGCCCCCUCUAUUCAUCUUCUCUUCCACCAGACUCCUCUCUCAUCUUCAUUAUUAGAACUGAUGAUAGCCUCAAUACUCAAAAGUCUAGUCGUUCUCAAAUAGAUGGUAACUUGUUCGAAAAAAGUAUCCAACAACUGGAAUUCAACUCAAGAGCGUUGUCAAUCAUCUAUGCCGGUAGACAUUUCAGUGAACUACCAUCUGAGGUGACAGAUAGAAUCGCGGCUUAUACACCGUCAAGCUCUAAAACCGACAUAUUCUUUGAUAAGGUGUCUUCUACUUUCCCCGAAAUAUAUGGAAGAGCUACCUCUGUUUUCAGAAGCAGAGUUAGUUUAGAAUUUAAAGGAACAAAAUGUCCGUCCGUAUGGGAAGAUGUCUCGUAUAUAUUAAAUGAAUCAGCUUUUCUUGCAAGUGCUCCGAGGGAGAGCAAUGUUGAAAUCCUGAGAGCAAUUGCAAACAGAUUUCCUCCUCAAGAAAAAUCAGCAGGUGAAGAUCAUUGAUUUACAAGGAAAAGUGAUAUUACUUCUCCAUACAAGCCCAAUGAUGCACAUGAUUCCAAGCUCUUCAGCGUUGAAUGACAUGUAUACGGAGAUGCAAGGCAGCCAUCAAGAUCUUGUAGAAGUAGUUUGGAUUGGACUGUGUGAUGAGAGAGAAAGGGCCAAGUUCGAAAGAGUUGCUGCAGAUGCUCCAUGGCCUGUGGUCCCUAAUCCAUGGUUGAUUAAACAGUCAUUAGAACACUUUUUUACUUUGCUAAAUUUCCCGUGGUCGCGGGCCAGAGUGAUGGUGGUGGACGGCAAAGGAAGAAUCUCCAACAAAAAUGCAUGGGAGAUGAUAGAAAGAUGGGGAAUGGAAGCAUUUCCAUUUUCCGAGGGUCGUGAAGAGGAACUCAAACAAUCAGAAUGGGAGCUGGUGUUCAACUACAAGCAAUUUGUUUUUCAAAACCUGCCCUUCACUCAAUCAAAGGUGGAGGUGGAAGGUGGGUCGCAUUGUGGAGAAAUAAUGCUGCUAUUCGUAGGCUUAGCAGAUCAAAUGUUGGUGUUCAGUGCUGAGUUAGAGAAUGCUCUCACCAAGUUGAAAAGUGAUUUUCAACUCUAUUAUGUUUGGCAUAAAAGAUGUUCUUACAAAGAUGACGAGGAAAUGAAGAUGAAGAAGAAGAGCACCAUUCCCAGCAUCUCACAGAUGGAAGCAUACAGAUUUUGGGAGCGCAUGAAGUAUUUGUAUGACGAUUUAACAAGAAUGGGAAGUGACGAAAAGAUAGUACAUGUGCGAAGACUGGUGUCUGGUAUUAUCAGUGCAGAAAGUGUGAGUCAUAUGGAAUGGAAGAUACAAGUAAUAGUGGUAGAUGAGAAGGGGCAGAUGGUGAGUGGGGAAGCAAAGGAGGUGGUAGAGGCACUAUCACAGUGGGGCAAGAAAGAGUCAAAGUUGUCAUCUGAAGCAGUCCAAUUGUUGGAGGGGCAAAGGAAAGAUGGGGGCUGCCUUAGAAACUACAGAUGCGUUGGGCCCAUGACAUUUCAUUGUUUUCCUCACUACGCUAUUAUGGACAAACCGUUAUGCCUGACCUUUCUAAGCCCAAUGGCUGGCUAUUGACUCAAAAUGAUUUUUAAGACCCACCAUGGGCUCAUUUUAAUGGUGGUCAAAUGAGUACUCGGGGAGGAAUUUUUCAUUGCAGACGACCGAUAUAGAGUCAACAUUGAUAUUUUUCCUUGCUCCAUUGCGUCCCUCCUAGACCUCAGUGGAGCAAAGGAUAUGGUGAGGACUCUGGUAAAAGUUCUUGUUUUAAAGAAUCUCAUCAGGUGCUUGGAGGUCAUGCUAGAUAGUGCACAAAUGGGUGUGGGGAUUUCACUUGCCAUGGACCUCUAGCAAGCAUUGGAGAACCACAAUACGGUUGUUUGACAUGCCUUCUCGCCCAAUUUCAAUAGUGUGACUGUUCUAGCACCGCCUGAAAGCGACUAAAGGAUGAUCAUUCCUAAACAAGACUUCCAACCAAGAGCCAACAUUUGGGAUCGAGUGGAUGUUCCAGUUCAUCAAUGAGGAAGAUGCAAACUAAAAACAGUGGUAUGAAGGCUUUUUGGUUUAAAUGUAAUUAUCUAAGAAUUGUCAUAUUUUGAUAUCCAGGGAACUUAGAUCUAGCCACAAAUUUAAAGAGAAAAAGUAUACAGGCAUAGCAUACAUAUUGGCAUAUUAAAAAAUGG
This is a messenger RNA of Cryptomeria japonica (Japanese cedar), 7745 nucleotides long. Its product is annotated as disease resistance protein RUN1. NCBI's taxonomy places the organism in Eukaryota, Viridiplantae, Streptophyta, Pinopsida, Cupressales, Cupressaceae. Gene Ontology annotation, biological process: cell surface receptor signaling pathway; defense response to fungus. The record is from RefSeq and is a predicted model, not a curated record. Gene Ontology annotation, molecular function: ADP binding. Bases 134 to 1978 code for a protein of 614 amino acids. The transcript is spliced from 9 exons.